CUGUUGGUGAGCACAGAUGCUCCUCCUCCUCCCUCCUCCUCCCUCCUCUUCCUCUGCGGGGCACUGAUCACCCCUCAUACCUCACGCAGCUCAGCCAGCAGCGUCGGUCCAGGCGGAUGUGCGGAUUCUCCCCCAGACUCUCUCAUGAUGCACGCCGAGGGUCGCUCGUUUCCGCCCGGCUGCUCGCCGUCCUUUCGGCCGCGUGUGUGAUCGGACUGCCCGUGGAUGCGUGACAGGAGCCGAGCCGGCUCUGACUGGGAGACUGCACCCACAUGUCAGACGGAGGGUUAACUGAGGCCAGUCAACCUGAAUUUUGUCAACACCUACGGCAGACAGACCUGUAACAGAAGCACACGAUGCCUGAGAGCGCCGUACCGACAGGAGCUGCCUGACUGGUCUCGCUCCACUACGAUGGUUUUAAAUUCCUGAGAAUCCUCUUGUUUGGACAUUUUUUACUUCCUUGAAGAGCGUUUGAUUCAUCGAUGGGUUCCCGCAGCCACGGUUUCUUCCACCACCACCACCACCACCGGAGUUCUGUGGUGCCCGCAACAGUCCCCAGGCUUCUCCAGGAGAAUGGCAACCUCCUGGGAGGGAUCGCUCAGAUCACUCCCAACCUCUUCCUCAGCAGAGGAAACGUUGCAUCCAACCGCAGCCUGCUGCUGUCCAAAGGCAUCACCUGUGUGGUCAACGCCACCAUUGAGCUUCCUAACUUUAACUGGCCUCACAUGGAGUAUGUGAAGGUCCCGCUGGCAGACAUGCCGCACUCGCCCAUCUCCUUGUACUUCGACAGCGUGGCCGAUAAGAUCCACAGCGUUGGACGCAAACGAGGGGCGGUGCUAGUGCAUUGUGCGGCGGGAGUGAGCCGCUCCGCUUCGCUGUGCCUGGCGUACCUCAUGAAGUACCACCGCGUGUCUCUGGCUGAGGCCCACGCCUGGGUUAAGGCCCGCCGGCCCGUCAUCAGGCCCAACGGCGGUUUCUGGCGCCAGCUCAUAGAGUACGAGAGGAAGCUGUUCGGCAGAAACUCUGUCAAGAUGGUCCAGACGCCAUAUGGGGUCAUACCGGACGUUUACGACAGAGACCGCAGGAGCCUGGCUCCAUACUGGGGCCUGUGAGAGCCUGAGCAAACCGCCCAAAGUCACAGUGAGGAGAAACGAGUGGUGUAGCUGUACAUGUGUGAGACUUACUAACUAAACACUAGUGUGUUUGGAUCAGUGGAGUUUAACCAAACACCCAGUGCCUCUGUUUAUUGUUUGAGUAGGAGUAAAGCAACUUCAGAAACAGAAUCCUGUGGACCAGAUAUGACCAAACGAUGGCGAACUAAAGAAAAAAAAAUCUAAAGUGUGAAGACGGGGCUUUCUGUCUGUCGGUCUGUCUUUGGCGCGCCAGUGGAGGCGAUGACUCCAUGAAGGUGUUUGUUGUGAUUCUGCAGCUCUGACAUUGAUGUCCGUUUCCUGGCGUGGUGUCCCGUGCUAGUAUCGUGUCGCAGUUCUAUUCAGUGUGAGGAGCAGCAGCCUGCUCUCGAUUUACAGUAGCAUUACAGAAAAGUUAGCAGAAAAAUAUUAAACGGAAAAAUUGAAGGGAAAAGAUAAGAGUCCACUUUAAGUGAAGAUUUAAGAUGUUGCAUUUACCUUUAUUUUAAGGUGAAAUUGUGAAAAAUGCCAGCAAAGUUGAGCGAAAGCUCCUGUGUAGCACAGGGUUGACUGCUCUGUCCUGUGACCACAGUAUGUUGCUGUAGUGCUUUUUGAUCAUGUAUUAAAGACUAUAUCUGCUGCUUCAGAGAAGUGGUAGCUCUAUGAA
This is a messenger RNA of Oryzias latipes (Japanese medaka), 1797 nucleotides long. It is a transcript of the gene dusp14, whose product is annotated as dual specificity phosphatase 14. NCBI's taxonomy places the organism in Eukaryota, Metazoa, Chordata, Actinopteri, Beloniformes, Adrianichthyidae. Gene Ontology annotation, biological process: protein dephosphorylation. Gene Ontology annotation, cellular component: cytoplasm. Gene Ontology annotation, molecular function: MAP kinase tyrosine/serine/threonine phosphatase activity. The record is from RefSeq and is a predicted model, not a curated record.